Molecule: messenger RNA, 8775 nt
Organism: Rhea pennata
Lineage: Eukaryota; Metazoa; Chordata; Aves; Rheiformes; Rheidae
Gene: MEGF6
Product: multiple EGF like domains 6
Exons: 38
Coding region: 2027-6481 (1484 amino acids)
Biological process (GO): heterophilic cell-cell adhesion
Molecular function (GO): calcium ion binding; scavenger receptor activity; protein binding
Source: RefSeq, a predicted model, not a curated record
GGCCGGCAAGGCGCUAAGGUGCCGGUGCCGCCGCCGCCGGCGCCUGCCUUCGCGGGACGCGGCGUCGCACCGCCCUCCAGGACUGCCCUCCUCUGGCCCGGGGAUGACGUCUUUAACUGGCAAGCGGGCCGGGAACGGUGAACUCUCCGGGAACAAGAGCAGUAAUGCGUAUGUAUGUUCAGCAUCCAACAAGUGAAGAUGCCUACUGAAUUCUGUUUCAGGCAACAGAAUAUAAAGUGAGGGUACAAUGCACAAAGCUGUGACACUAAUUGCAACACUCAGAAGAAUGCGUUGUUUUAGCGGCCAGCUGACUGUCACGGGAUGGGACCGCGACUGGCUUUGGUUUGAGUCAGGAACCUGAAAGCGAACAUUUCAGUAUCCUUCAUCCCGAGCCAGCCAGACCAUUCUCCACAGGAGUCCAAAAUAAACACACGAAAUGUGCUUAGAGGCACAGCUUUUCUUUUUACCCGAAACCAGAACGUCUGUUGCAGACAGGAUGUUUUCUCUGCAUGCCAAGUCUGAAAGAAAAAGAGAAUUGUGAAUAAUACUUGUUCUUAAAUGGUAUUUGAAAAGAAAAGGUGUAGUGCUGAAGACUGGGCUGUGCAGGCGCCUCAAAAGGCUCCUGUAUUUAUUGGUGCUUAUACUCUGGGGAAAAGGGCCCUCGGGGCAGUCGUGUCGCCAGCUGCAAGGGCUAAAAUAAAUCCAAAUAGCAGCUACGCUCCUCAGGUAGCACAGCUGAGUCCCCAGUAAAACACUUUCCUUUCUUCUCUACGCAUUGCCUUGUUUCAGUCUAAUCUCUGUCAACUCCCCUUUUUGUGCAGUUUCCCUUUAGAGUAGGGGAGUUUGGUAAGAGCGGCCAGAAAACAGUUCAGUCUUGUUCCCUGCCUCCUCCUUUGGCCGCUGUAUUCCCCCACCCCAGGGAACUGAUAAUUUAAUAGCACUCUGCCUACAGGUUGGAUUUUUCCCUAACAGUUUUACGUGCACAUCAGAUUUUCCUUGGGAAGUUGUUAAUUUUAUCAUCUGUUAGAAUGCAUAGGAAAGGUUAAAUCUCUGUGGGGUAUUUUUAGACCUGCUGGGGAAUGGGGUUUUGGAGGGUGUAUACAGAAGUUGUCCCUGGGUAGUGCAAAAGGACUGUCUUUUCGAGCAACGAAACCAAGCGAUUUCUGCUACUGUGCUGCAGGGUUUCCCCCCUCCUCUCUUUGGGGUUGGACACAGCUGGUGGGAGGGAUUUCUGACUGUCAGCAAGAAAAGAAACAAGAGAGCAUGUGAGUGAAGGGAACUAGACCUGAGAAGGGCAGGAGGAAGGUUUUGUUGCUCUCUUGAAAUACAGGAAAGCUGCUCUUUGUGGAUGCCUCACUCCGUAUCGUCUCCGGAGGAAGUCAGAAAGCAGUACUGGGAGGAUGGCUUUAGCUAUGUGCAUGAGUUAAACGACAAUUCUGCCUACGUCUGGAGAAGUCCUCUGGGAGGUGGACUUCUCUGUGCACAGGAGAGCAUCCUCCCUGCAGCUCGUUUUCCCUUCCUUUCCUGAUUGCUGAUUUGUGUAUGGCUUUAUGAAGGGGACGAGGCCUCCAGAUCAGCUAAACCCACGUGGGGCUUUAUUGCUGGACUGAACCAAGAUCUUGUGAGCCACCAGGUCUCUGGAGCUUGUCAAGAAGCAAAUGCAAGAAGCAAAAGUCCCUUCGGCAUAUUUCGCUACUAGCAAAUGAGCACAAGAAGCCAGGUUUGGUUUUGGGAAAAACUCAGUGAUAAUCUACCUUGUAAUGAUUUCCCAUGGGCUGAAGAAACUCGCUGAGCUGAGCCAUAUGGGAGAAAGCAUCAAGGAGUGAUAAAUCUGCUCUGCCAGUGAACCCCGGCAAGAAUCCCUGCGUGCUCCGGUAGCGUUGCUCUUUGCGAGAAAGAGAGAAUCUGGCAAGAAACAGGAGGUAGUGAUGAGCGGACUUUUCUGAGGAAUAGGAAGUAUCUAAUCCCGCUUGAGAAGGCUGCAAAACUUUCUAGGCACCUUGGGGAAGAGAGAGGAACUGCUGCAAUGGAGUUGCACAUGUUGGCACUGCUGUUCAUCCUUGCGUCGCAAGUAUCUUCACUGGCUCCUGGGAACAAGCUUCAGCCGCAUAUGCCAAACGUUUGUGCGGAGCAAGAGCUGGCGAUAGUGGGGCACAGGCAGCCGUGUGUCCGAGCCUUCACCCGUAUGGUCAAAGUAUGGAAGCAAGAUUGUGGAGGACAGCUGUGGUGUACAGGCUACGAACGGAGAACUGCGUAUUACACGACCUACAGGCAGGUGUACACAGUGCAGUACCAGACAGCACACAAGUGUUGCCCGGGAUGGGCGCAGCGUGGAGGGCGAGCUGGCUGCCUCUACCCUGCCUGCAAUUACGAAGUUUGUUUCAACGGUGGAAAUUGCAUAGAAGGAGCUUCUCAGCUCUGCCAUUGCCCCUCUGGUUUCCAGGGACCUCGCUGUCAGUAUGAUGUUGAUGAGUGCCGGGUUCGCAAUGGGGGCUGCCAGCACAGAUGCGUGAACACCCUCGGGUCCUACCACUGUGAGUGCAAGCCGGGCUUUCGCCUGCACGCCGACGGCAGGACCUGCAUUCCUGUGAACCCUUGUUCUACAAACAACGGGGGCUGCGAACACAGCUGCGUGCAGGUGACCCUAACGCAGCACCGCUGCCAGUGCCGGCACAACUACCAGCUGCAGGAAGACGGCAGACGCUGCGCCUUGAGAAACCCGUGCGCCGAUAGGAAUGGAGGCUGUAUGCACCGGUGCCGCAACCACCGCGGAACAGCGCGCUGUGAGUGCCACCCCGGUUACAGAUUGGCAGCUGACAAGAAGGCCUGUGAAGAUGUGAAUGAAUGUCUGACUGAACUAGCCAGGUGUGCACAUCAGUGUCUCAACACGCGGGGCUCCUUUAAGUGCGCAUGCAACCCAGGCUAUGAGCUGGGGGCAGAUGGCAAGCAAUGCUACCGGAUAGAAAUGGAGAUCGUCAACAGCUGCGAGGACAAUAACGGUGGCUGUUCCCAUACGUGCCAUCACACCAGCUCUGGCCCAGCCUGUACCUGUAACUUUGGCUACCAGCUCGAAGAGGACCAGAAGACAUGCACUGAUAUCAAUGAAUGUGACAGUGGUUCUCACUCCUGUUGUCAGCAAGAUUGCUACAACUAUCCUGGAGGCUAUGAGUGCGCUUGCUAUGCUGGAUACAGGCUCAACCCAGAUGGUUGUGGGUGUGAUGAUGUGGAUGAGUGUUCUUCAAAUAAUGGUGGAUGUGAACACACAUGUCAGAACCAGAUAGGGUCUUUCCAGUGUGGCUGCCAGAUCGGAUACAAACUGGAUGAAGACCGAAGGAGCUGCAUUUCUCUAGAUGUCCCUGUGGAAGCCCUGGAUGGUCAGCAUCCCGUUAUCCGCCCAAUCCCUCAUGUUGCAAUCCUGAGAGAUGAAUUUACCCAGCUCUUCGAUGAGGAUUAUGAAGAAGAGGAGGAAGAGAUGGAAGCAAGAGGAGAGCACACACUUUCAGAAAAAUUUGUUUGCCUGGAGCACACGUUUGGCCACGACUGCAGCCUGAGCUGUGAGGACUGUAGAAACGGUGGAACGUGCAAUGAGGAUCAGACGGGCUGUGAUUGCCCGGAUGGCUGGAGUGGCAUCGUAUGUAACCAGACCUGCCCGGGAGGCACCUUUGGGAGGAACUGCAGCCUCAGCUGUGCCUGCGAGAACGGGGGCACGUGCGAUCCGAGGACGGGCGCGUGCCGCUGCCCGCCCGGCGUCGCGGGACGCCUCUGUGAAGAUGGCUGCCCUAAAGGGUUUUAUGGGAAACAAUGCAGGAAAAAAUGCAACUGUGCCAACAGAGGUCGGUGUCAUCGGAUUUAUGGAGCCUGCUUGUGUGAUCCUGGCUUGUACGGACGGUACUGCCAUUUAGUUUGCCCAAAGUGGGUGUUUGGCCCCGGAUGCUCUGAAGAAUGCCUCUGUGUGCAGCACAACACUCAGGACUGUGACAAGAAGGAUGGCUCAUGCACCUGCAAGCCCGGUUACCGGGGCGAGCGGUGUGAGACAAAAUGUGACCCUGGCUAUUACGGGGACGGCUGCAAGAAGAAAUGCGGCUGCCCUCCGGAAGCGUCUUGCGACCAUGUCACCGGAGAGUGCUGGAGAGAGUGUCCCCGAGGCUACCGCGGGGAGAACUGCGGUCAAGGAUGCCCAGAGGGGAAGUUUGGCGUUGACUGUCUGCUGUCCUGUUCGUGCGGGGGAUCUCCCUGCGACCGCACCACUGGCAAGUGCAUCUGCGCGCCAGGCUGGACGGGGCAUGAUUGUGGACAAGCCUGCCCCGAAGGCCGCUGGGGCCCGGGCUGCCAGCAGAUCUGUCCUGCGUGCGCCAACAACGCCAGCUGCGAUCCCGCCGCCGGGAGGUGCCUGUGUCCGCCGGGAUACACCGGCAGUCGCUGCCAGGACGCGUGUCCGCCGGGCUGGUUUGGUCCAGACUGCCAGCUGGGAUGCAGCUGUGGGAACGACGGACACUGUGACCCGGCGACGGGGAGGUGCAGCUGUGCGCCUGGCUGGACGGGCCAUGACUGCAGGAGAGCCUGCGACGCAGGUCGCUGGGGGCCGGGCUGUGCCCACGCCUGCAACUGCAGCAGCAGCGACGGGAGCUGCAGUGCGGCCACGGGGCAGUGCGUCUGCGAAGCCGGGUACGCAGGAGGCCGCUGCGAUCAGAAGUGCCCAGAAGGAUGGUUUGGGCUGAACUGCCGCCACCGGUGCCAGUGUGGCAAUGGGGCUGUGUGCGACCACGUCAGCGGCGCCUGCACCUGCAGCCCAGGCUGGAGAGGCACGUUCUGCGAGCGCGCCUGUCCGGAUGGAUUUUACGGACUAGAGUGUCAGGAAACCUGCAAAUGUCUGAACGGAGCCCGCUGCGACCCCGCGACGGGCCGGUGCCGCUGCCCACCGGGCUGGGCUGGCCCCAGCUGUAACCAGAGUAGGUGUCGCGGUGGCCUCGCGCUCUCGUCCGGCCGAGCGUGCCAGGAGAACAGCUACGGCGAGGACUGCAGUCAGACGUGCAACUGUUCCAACAACGCGACCUGCGACCGUGCUAGUGGCCAAUGUCUCUGUGCAGCUGGAUGGACAGGACCCACAUGCCAGGAAGCUUGCCCGGAGGGGCUGUUCGGAGCGCGCUGCGAAGAGCACUGCGACUGCGGGGACGAGGUGCCGUGCCACCACGUCACGGGCACGUGCGACUGCCCCCGGGGCUGGAGGGGCCGGCGCUGCGAGGAAGCCUGCCUGCCUGGUUCGUUCGGGAAGGACUGUGCCAGCCGCUGUGCGUGUCCCCCGGGAGCGCCUUGCGACCACGUCACCGGCCAGUGCAGUUGCCCUCCGGGAUUUACAGGUUCAGGAUGUGAAAAAUCCUGCCGGCCCGGGACCUUUGGCGAGAGCUGCGGGCAGAGCUGCCGGUGUCCCGGCGCGAACCAGGACUGCCACCCGGUCACGGGGGAGUGUGUCUGCGCGCCUGGCUACCGGGGCCCGGGCUGCCAGCUGCAGUGCGCCGAGGGCUGGUACGGCCCCGGCUGUGAAAGGCCGUGCAGGUGCCAGCACGGGGGCCUGUGCGACGCCGCCUCGGGGACGUGCCGCUGUCCGGCCGGCUACGUGGGCGCCGACUGCGGCACCCGCUGCCCGGCCGGCCGCUACGGCAGAGACUGCGCCCACGCGUGCCUCUGUGCGGGGGGAGCCGCCUGCCACCACGUCUCGGGGCGCUGCGCGUGCCCUCCGGGCAGGACCGGCCCCACCUGCGAGCGAGGCUGCCCGAAGCAGCGGUACGGGCCGGGCUGCCAGCAGCGCUGCUCCUGCCGCAACGGCGGGCUCUGCGACGCGGCUGACGGGUCCUGCGCCUGCGCGCUCGGCUGGACGGGGCCAGCCUGUGAGUUAGAGUGCCCCCCGGGCAGGUUCGGCGCCGACUGCCGGCACAGCUGCGCCUGCCAGAACAACGCGACGUGCGACCGGGCGACGGGAGCCUGCCGCUGCGCCGCCGGCCGCUACGGGCACCUGUGCGAGCACAGCUGUCCCGCGGGCUUCCACGGAGCCGGCUGCCGGGAGCGGUGCGACUGCGAGCACGGCGCGCCGUGCGACCCCGCGAGCGGCCGCUGCCGCUGUCCUGCCGGCUUCCGCGGCGAGCGCUGCCAGACAGGCUGCGCGGAGGGCACGUACGGAGAGGGGUGCCAGCACUACUGCGACUGCGAGGGGAACGCACCCUGCGAUCCAGCCACCGGGCGCUGCUUGUGUCCCCCUGGAAAAACCGGCGUUAGAUGUGGCGCAGACUGCCGAAGGAGCAGGUACGGCCCGGACUGCGCGCUCGCCUGCGACUGUGCCGCCCGCAGCGCCCACUGCGAUGGGCGCAACGGCCGGUGCCUUUGCGGGCACGGGUACCUAGGACCUACGUGUCACGAAGUGGUGGAGGCCCGGGCGCCCACCAGGUCGUCUUCGCCCACCGGAGCUCUCCAGCUGGUGAAGCAUUAGGUGUGGAGCGGUGGCUUGCCAGGAACAGUCCCUUGGUGCGUGACCAAGCAGCCACCUAAAGAAGCCGAUGACCAAUGUAGAGACCCUGCUUACAGGCCACACGAGUGGAGAUCAUUUUAUGACAGAGGAGUAAUUUUUGCUGCUUUUGAAACAGUUUUUGACUGAGACUGGAGGUGCCGAUCAUAAGCAGCGCGCCUCCGGGAGACACCCGAAGGAGGUGGCUGCCAGCUCGGGCUGGCCCUCGAAGACGCGCCGCGCGAGCGACCAUCCGGCCCCGGGGCAGGCUGCUGUUGUCCAGGCGCUGGCAGGAGCGGUUCAGAAGCUGUUGCUUCUACUCGGUGCCCGGUGGUCUUUGAGAGCACGUGAGGGUUUGCUGGCCCUCUUCUUUUGGUUUUGGGCAUGCGCGUUUUCUUGGGGGGGGGGGCUGAAAUUAUAGUCAAAAAUGUGUAUUUAUGUAAAACUAUUUAUGGGAAGGUGUACAAUUGCAUCAUCACAAAUGAUGGCUGACCAUUCCCAGCUCUCCUACAACCACGUGUAGUGAAAACUACCGCAUCACUUUUGAGAUUUCAUUUUGGUUUUGAAUUUGCAAUUAGUCUUAUGUUGUCAAUUACUGUUUGCUGUGGGGAGAAGGAGGGCUUACGUAUGCAAGGUCCUGAGUUAUCAUCUUCACAGCCCACAGCCACGCCAAGCCAUGAGCCAUGGUGGCAACCACCUCCUAGCAGUGCAGACUUCUGAAACAGGCCGUGUCUCCAGGUGGAAAUGCACUGCACGAUGGGGUGUGUUACUGCAGCAGCUGCCGUAGCUGCUGACACCCAUCUUUUACCGAGCAUGACUGAACCGUUUCAGACUAGAUGUGCUUUGCUGGGGACGCAGCUGCAGCCCAGUCUGCGUCGGGCGCUGCUGCGGGUGUCCAGGGCGCACGGCUGCGUGCCUCCAGCCCACGUCUUCUGCCACGUCUAGCGAGCUGGUGCCCCCCGCCUGCUGCUGCGUGGCAGUAACAAAGUGGGUCCUUUACCCAAAAGGAGGUGGUUCCUUUGCCGAAAACACAGUUUUUGCUCUUGGCCAGCUUUGGAAGGCUUCAGGCGCCUGCUUUCGUACGGGCCCACCUGCGCUCCCCCCGUCACUUGCUCCACGGAAAAGUGACAGUCUGAAUUAAAAAAGUGCAGUGCUCAGGGCUACCUUACGGCUAGAGUCCGAGCUCUUCCUUGGCCAAGUAACUGCCAGUCCCCGUGGAAACGCUCUGCCCUCAGUCCGGGAGCCUGCCUUGCUUUUUCUCCAUUGCAGUUGAAAGCAAGACGGUAACGCGGUGAUGGAGGGAGGCGGCCGCAGAGCACUAGCCCGGGGCCGGCCGCACUCGCGCUCCGGAGACGGGCAGCAAGCGCGCAACCGCUGCAAGCUCGGGCUGCAGCAGGAACGCCGGCACCAAGAGCGGCCCACGGUCGGCGUUCGGCACCGGAGAACCCAGACUGGUCCCUGCCUUCGCGCAAGGCUCCUGGCCAAACGCAGCCCGAGAGCUGACAACGUCUAAAGGAGCCGGGCUCUGAGCAGGAGCCGGACCGGUCCCGGCCCGGCACAUCUGCCCGCUGCCGCGCCAGCGCAGCCCGGCCCGGGCGCUUGGCCUUUAAAUUACUCCCACGGGGGCCAACCGAAAACAAAAAGAGCGUUGUUGCUUCUCCGGAUGGAAUUUAUUUUAAUCUGUAUAUAACUUGUAAUUUUUUGCUAAUUCUUUUCUUAUUUUAUUUCUUCCUUAACAGUAUUUUUUGCAUUAGGUAUCAUGAUUGUGAAGAAAUAAUGUUAAUAUAAGUAUGUAGCGAAGGACCAAAAUUGUGUAAUUAAGGUUGUGUGUUGUAUGCCUGAUACCCAGGGAGCGGGAAGAUUUUGCUGCCGUGCCAAACGCCCCCGGAUCGUCCUGCUCCUCCCGCUGCCCGGCUCCCAGGCAGCCGGGCGUUUUGCUCCCUCUGCGUUUGAGGGACAGUCGCAGUCAGACGAAGGGUCCGAUUUAUUCCGGAGAAGAGAAGACGCCUUGACCGAGGGCAGCCGGGCCCUGCGUGACCGCCCGCGGGGCACCAGGAGCUUGCAUAACUUCCCGGCUUGGGACUGCAGUGCUCUGUACCUAUGCUUUUUAAAAUCAUAUAUUUUUUUUCUUUUUGUAUUUCUUAAUAGUUUGUUUACUUCAUGUUUUCUUCUAGCUAGCAUCUCUGUGUUUGGAUCCCAACUCCUCUAAUUUAGCUACGAUUACACGUUUUAAUUUUUCCAGUUAAGAUGAAUAAACAGAAAGCCCGAUUGAAUUUCUA